GUGACCGACUUGACCCAAAAGUCCGCGGGUCCGGUGACGCGCGCCACGCGGUCGGUGAACUUGCCAUUGACGGGCGCGUGCACGAUGCUGAGGAAGCUACCGGGCGUGGCUAGGCGGGAGGCGGUGCGCUUCAUCGCCGUCAGCCAGUACCAGGCGGGCGCCUUCCUCAACGCCGUCCCCUCGCGCCGCGACUUUCGUAUCCCGACGUGGGCGCUGCGCAUCGCCGUCCAGCGGCGCCUCGGGCUACCACUCGACGAGGCGCUCGCGCGGGGCGCGCUGACCUGCUCGGCGCGCGGCGGCAAGGACCCACUGGGCGACGCGGCCAGCAACAUCGGCCGCCUCGGGCACUGCGGCCGCCAUAACAGCCUCCUCGCCGCCCUGGCCAAGGUCAUGCGGAGCGUGUGGGGCAUGCUCGUCGAGGUGGAGCCGCGGGACCACCUCGGCUACUCUAACGACUACCGGCCCGACGUCUCGGUGGCGGGCGCCGGCCGCUCGCGCUCACGCCUCGUCGGCGACGUCAAGUUCAAGGACCCGCUCUCCUCCAACCCGGAGGACGUCGGCCAGCGAGGCGCUUUCGUCGGCCUCGGCAACACCGAGCCCGGCACGAGCGCGGACGUCUUCGGCCUCGAGCAGCGCGGCGCUGUCGGGGACGGCGACUUCAGGCCGAGCGACGGCGGCGGCUACGUGGCGUACAAGAAGGCGGACUACGCGCACGCCCUCUCGCGCUCUGACACCGACGUGCAGAUGUACCUGUUCGAAACCUUCGGCGGGUGGUGCAACGCGGUCAAGCGGCUGUUCUACCAGAUGAAUGAAUGA
Emiliania huxleyi CCMP1516 is the source of this 816-nucleotide messenger RNA. RefSeq lists its product as hypothetical. Lineage: Eukaryota; Haptophyta; Isochrysidales; Noelaerhabdaceae. The record is from RefSeq and is a predicted model, not a curated record. The transcript has 2 exons. The annotation marks the transcript as partial.